UUCCUGGAAGUGCUAAAACGAUUCGUUAAGCUCUUGUUCAAGUUGAAGCUCGAUUCCAUUUUGUUUGGGUUUUUUCUUUAUUUCCCUCCGUUGCUCGAAUGAAGUUUCCUCGUCUCAAGCUGUGUGACAAGGAGGAAGAGCAAACCGUGGAAUAGACCCGUGCAAGUGAAGUGACCGCCUUCAGCCGCUCGCCCCGAUACUGGCAGCAAAAGAGCACACGUCGACCUGUUCCUGCGUGGCGGACCCUGGCGCACGGAACGUGUGGCUCUCGUACUCUUGUGCAAUCGCUCCAAGCGCCGACCCAAGGAACCCAACUCAACUGACCGCUAGCGGCAUUGCCUCGCGCCGCCGCUUCCCGCCUCCCCCUCCAAAGAUGUCCUCCUCGCUCGUCCCCACUACCUCCGGCGGGCUUCACGUCUGCCCGUCCCCGCCUCGGCCGCGCCGGCGCCGAUGCUGCCAGGUCACGGCCGCCGCGCUCCCGCCGGCACCGGGCCGCCGCGCCGUCUCCCUGGCCGGCGUCGCCGCCUGGCUCGCCACUGCUGUCGGGCGGGCGGACGCGGCUAGUCCAUUCGACAAGUACGUCAAGAGGAAGAAGCUGGAGCCUCUGGAGACCUACGUUCCAGCUGUGCUGCUGACUAUUGACCAGUUCGUUGAUCUAGAGAAAUCCUUAGAAUUUGAGAAGCCAAGGUUCGACGAGACCAGAUCAUUACUUCGCUCCGGACCAGCAUCAUCUCUACGAAUCAACAUUCGGGCGGUGGCACAAUAUGCUGACAGUAAUGGUCAAGGCAAAGCUGCUUCAGACGCUGUGGACGAAUGCUUACGAGCAUUGGAAGAUCUCGACUCGCUGCUACUACAUGCAUCACGGAAUGACCCCUCAGCAUCCGUUGAGACCAUGAGGAGCAAGAUCAGUGUUGCCCUUGGAGCAUUAGACAAUCUCUUGCAAACUGUGCCAUCUGCGGUCCUGGAUAAAGGAAAGGCAAUUGCUGAUGCAUACCGGACUCCUGCAGAUGAUUAUGCCGAGGAAAAUGCUGCCGAGUUGGAUCCCAAGCUGAAACAGUUGGAGGAUAUUCUUUAAGCCUGAAUUUUGUUGAGUCCAACCUUAUGUACUGACUACUUCCAGUGAUGCGACUAUAUUGUAGAGUGAAAUUUAGAGAGAAAAAUCGUACAUCAAUUUUUUUUUGUAAUACUUUUAUGUUUAUACUAUACCUGAUUAGGUAAUCAAAUUGUUUGAAUGGUAAAUUUAUAUGGAUAAAUUUCUGAUGGCCGCAACAUAUAUGCGCAGCCAGGGGAAGAUCACAAA
This is a messenger RNA of Panicum virgatum (switchgrass), 1300 nucleotides long. RefSeq lists its product as uncharacterized. Lineage: Eukaryota; Viridiplantae; Streptophyta; Magnoliopsida; Poales; Poaceae. The record is from RefSeq and is a predicted model, not a curated record. The coding region runs from base 374 to 1075 and encodes 233 amino acids. The transcript is spliced from 8 exons.